Molecule: messenger RNA, 957 nt
Organism: Centropristis striata (black sea bass)
Lineage: Eukaryota; Metazoa; Chordata; Actinopteri; Perciformes; Serranidae
Product: adrenocorticotropic hormone receptor-like
Exons: 1
Coding region: 1-957 (318 amino acids)
Biological process (GO): G protein-coupled receptor signaling pathway
Cellular component (GO): membrane
Molecular function (GO): G protein-coupled receptor activity
Source: RefSeq, a predicted model, not a curated record
AUGUUGAAGCCUGUGCCCUUUAGAGACAAGACGGUUUGCUUAAAUUUGGAGCAUCAUGCAUCGGUGCUCGUCUUCUGGCGGAGCGCCAGGAUGCACCUGAACGCCACCGUCCCUCUGUCGGUGGAUUUCGACAAUCCAGAGGACUUCCUCAUCUUCAUCUUUCACAUUCUGUUCGCCACCAGCGCCGUGCUCGUCGCCGGCUCGGUGGUCAUCGGGAUCUCCUCCACCCGGUCUCUGCGAGGUCAGAACCGUUUCAUAUUCAUGCUGAACACGAGCAUCAGCGACACUCUGACCGGCUUCUCGGUCUACUACCUCGGCCUCUUCGACGUCCAAGAGGGCUACCCCUCGAGGAACGGGACGUAUUACAUUUUACCCUCAUUUCUAGGUGUCAAUGUGCUAACCUUCCUCUUUGCACAGUUUGAUCGCUACUUCGCCGUGUGCCAUCCAUUCUUUUACAACCGCUACAUAACUAGGGGGUUUGUUAUUGUGAUCUGUGCAUUUUGUUGGAUUUACACAUACUCCAUCCUCACAGUGCAGAACAUGGUGCCUAUCUCAAAGGCGGCUCAGAUAAACGCGUUCGGUGUCAUGACUCUGCAGAUUAUUGUUCUCGUUAAAGUGUUGAUGACCAUUAAAUUAUACAUCAUAGCCAGGAGCCACCUGGUGAGAGAGGCGCCCACCGUUGAGAGAGAAAACAAGAAGGAGUCUCUGCGCAUUAUUGUGUUUGUGGUCAUAUGUUUCUUGGCUCUGUGGUGUCCAUCCUUUGUAAAUAUUAUUGUGAGGCAGCUGACGAGGAGAGGUCUGAGGUUUAGGAAUGAAGCCACGAACUUGUUCGCCACCAUGGCGCGCCUGAACGCGCUGGUGACCCCGGCUUUGUACAUCUGGGGCAGCCCGGCGCUUCGAGAGGCCGUGUGGAGGAUAGUGUGGAGGAGGGUUUGUCCCUGCAGGAGGGUCAGGUGA